AUGUCUUACGCCAAUCGUCACCGUUCCCGUUCUCGUUCGAGGGAUCGUUAUGGGGGCAGCUUUGGCGGGUCUAGGGGCUAUGAUACUGGUGGUUACAGCACUGCUGGAGCUGGGGGCUUUGGCUUUGGUGGUGGUGGAGGAGGCAGUGGAAGCUCCUUUAUGAAUUCUGGUCUUGGCGCUCGUUUGCAUUCUCAAGAUUGGAGUCACAUCCAGUUGACCAAGUUUGAGAAGAAUUUUUACAUAGAGCAUCCGGACGUUAGUCGCCUUACCCCUGAGGAAGUUGACAAUAUCAGAAGGAAGCACGACAUCACCAUCGUGGCCGGUCGUAACGUACCUCGUCCCAUCGUUACCUUCGAGCAAGCGGGUUUCCCUGACUACAUUCUGCAUGAACUGGCACAAGCUGGGUUUGUGGCUCCGACCCCUAUACAAAUACAAGGUUGGCCAGUUGCUAUGUCGGGCCGUGAUAUGGUGGGCAUUGCCGAGACCGGGAGUGGGAAGACUUUGGCCUUCCUUCUCCCUGCUAUUGUUCAUAUCAAUGCUCAGCCCUACCUUCAACGUGGUGAUGGUCCGAUCGUCCUGGUUAUGGCUCCAACGAGGGAGUUGGCAGUUCAGAUUCAGGAGGAGUGCAAUAAGUUUGGCAAGUCGUCUAAGAUCAAGAACACUUGUUGCUAUGGAGGAGUCCCCAGAGGCCCUCAGGCUAGGGAUCUUUCCGAGGGGGUGGAGAUAUGUAUUGCCACGCCCGGCCGAUUGAUCGAUUUUCUGGAGUCGCAGAGGACCAAUUUACGUAGAGUCACCUACUUGGUGUUGGAUGAGGCCGAUCGUAUGCUUGAUAUGGGAUUCGAGCCUCAGAUUCGCAAGAUUACAUCGCAGAUCCGUCCAGAUAGGCAAACGUUGUUGUGGUCGGCGACGUGGCCCAAAGAGGUCCAGGGCUUGGCGAGGGACCUGUGUCGGGAGGAGCCUGUCCAUAUCAAUGUUGGUACUCUCACUCUGAAGGCUUGCCACAAUGUUACGCAGUAUGUGGAUGUGGUACAAGAGUACGAGAAGAGGGACAGACUGAAGCAACUCCUUGAGAGGGUUAUGGAUGGCUCUAAGCUGCUCAUUUUUACUGAUACUAAAAGAGGAGCUGAUGACCUCACGAGGACGCUGAGGAUGGACGGUUGGCCAGCCCUGUGCAUUCAUGGUGACAAGAAGCAAGAGGAGAGGGAUUGGGUACUUCAUGAGUUUAAGUCGGGUAAGAGCCCCAUUAUGAUUGCUACAGAUGUAGCUAGUCGUGGCCUGGACGUAAAAGACAUCCGCCAUGUUGUCAACUAUGACUUCCCGGGUCAGAUCGAAGACUAUGUGCAUAGGAUAGGCCGUACGGGAAGAGCGGGGUGUAAGGGGAAUGCUUAUACGUUCUUCACUGCUGAUAAGAUUAAGAUGGCCAGAGGCCUAGUUCAAAUCCUACGCGAGGCGAAUCAAACGGUAUCGCCCGAACUGGAACGCCUGUCAAUGACGGUUGGAGGCUUCGGUGGUGGAGGCGGCGGCGGCGGCGGCGGUCGUUGGGGAGGAGGUUAUCGUCGCUACUAGGACGUUGGUAAAAUAAAAUUUUCGAGAAGGUGGCCACUGCGUUCGGCAGUCUACGUUUGUUGAUGAGAACGUCCAUUACUACUUUUUUUACGAGGCGGCACAGAUGAUAAUUGAUUUGAGUUUUAUUGUUAACACUAUAUUGUAUAUGCAAGAACGAGCACCGAAUGUUGUCGAGACGGGAGUGUUAGUGUUGUUGCUACAUGCCGCAUGCGUGUAGGGACCAUCGCUCGCCGUCUCCUCGCAUGAGUGGAGGAGGAGGGCUGCUCUAUGGUGCUCGUUUGAACGCGACGACAUUGUUGGGUUCAGUAUUGUGGCCCACAAUUUGUGGGGGCAGUGUCGGAGGAAUAUAUGUUUGCUUUCCUUAGAUGAGCUCAGGAGUUGUCUCACUUAUCACAGGAGUUCAUAUAGUACUAAGAUUCGGAAACCAAUGAGAAUCUUCGAAAAUUUUCUCAGAAUUUUCCCCACGCUUCUGUAGGGCGUGAAGAGUAUCUUGCGCUCUUGAGCUUUGUGUCUGUCCCCUAAGCGUGCUGUGCAAGGAGGUUUGAUUCAUCGCCUUGGAGCGUAUAACUUGAGAAUGUACGUUACUAGUUGAGAUGUAGGGUGGUGUUAGUGCGUGGGGUGUCUCUGUCGUAGGACGAAGCGGAUCAUUUACUGGGUUGAGGCAUGUAUUUCGUGGUGUGGUAACGUCUGAGGGCGACGGGGACAGCGAACACAAUUGGUGUUGUGGCUAAGUUCCUGGCGUUCUCCUAUGUCAUGUCAUAAAUACCCCUGGCACGUCAAGUAAACUCCUUAUCUGGUUGUUAUCUGUCCUUGCUACUAGUUAUAGG
Messenger RNA from Perkinsus marinus ATCC 50983, 2393 nucleotides. Its product is annotated as RNA helicase, putative. Lineage: Eukaryota; Perkinsozoa; Perkinsida; Perkinsidae. Bases 1 to 1566 code for a protein of 521 amino acids. Gene Ontology annotation, cellular component: cytoplasm; nucleus; ribonucleoprotein complex. Gene Ontology annotation, molecular function: RNA binding; RNA helicase activity; ATP binding. The record is from RefSeq and is a predicted model, not a curated record. The transcript has 15 exons.